AUGGAUUCAGCAUCUGUGAGGAGCAAAGUCCCUUCUUUCCUCUCUGACCUGGGCAAGGCCACUCUCCGUGGCAUCAGGAAAUGUCCCCGCUGCGGCACCUACAACGGCACCCGGGGUUUGAGCUGCAAGAACAAAACCUGCGGCACGGUUUUCCGCCAUGGCACACGCCGGCAGCCCGGCCUCGACGCCGUCAAACUCAUCACCGGCUCCGAUUUACAGGUGUAUUCGGUGAGACAAAGGGAGAGGGGACCUGAUUACCGGUGUUUUGUGGAGCUGGGGGUUUCAGAGACGACCAUCCCAACGGCAGAUGGGACCAUCCUCACUCAGCUCAGCUCCGGCCGCUGCUCCGUCCCCUCCUGCCUCAGAGCAGCCGCUCAGGUUUUUGCCGCUCAGGGCGCGGUGGAGAAUCGCUGCCAGCACAUCAAACUGGCUUUGGGUUGUCAAACUGAAGCCACCCCGCUCACUUUAAAAAGCUCAGUGCUCCACGCCAUGCAGGCUUCUCCUGACACCAAACAAACCAUCUGGCAACUGGCCACCGAGCCCACGGGGCCACUGGUUCAGCGCGUCACCAAGACCGUCCUGGUGGUGAAAUGCCCGGCCAGCCCUAAGCACCGCCUGGGUUACCGGCACGCCUCCUUCGCCCAGCGAGCCAGCGCCAAAACACCCCCUGAGCAUCGCUUCUCCUGCUCCUGCCAAGCCCUGAAGCCCAGCAGAGGUGUCCUGGCCGAGGAGGAGGAGGAGGAGGAAGCGACGCCGACGC
Molecule: messenger RNA, 760 nt
Organism: Antrostomus carolinensis (chuck-will's-widow)
Lineage: Eukaryota; Metazoa; Chordata; Aves; Caprimulgiformes; Caprimulgidae
Gene: CUNH2orf42
Product: chromosome unknown C2orf42 homolog
Cellular component (GO): nucleus
Source: RefSeq, a predicted model, not a curated record